Striga asiatica is the source of this 5892-nucleotide messenger RNA. NCBI's taxonomy places the organism in Eukaryota, Viridiplantae, Streptophyta, Magnoliopsida, Lamiales, Orobanchaceae. The record is from the annotation of a GenBank genome assembly.
AACAAAACAAUCUUUAUUUAAGAAUGUUGGGAUAAGUAUGUUAUAUAACAUUUAUUUAUUUAAUUUCCUCUCAUCUCAUCAAAAUAAAUAGGGAUUUUGUAAUUUCGGAUCCUUCUUUCUCCAAGUCUCUGCGGUGCUCUCUGUCCCACCUUCAUCCCUGUUCGUGGCGAGGUUUGGUUCGAAUAUUUCAUCUGAGUGCUUGGCAAGAAAUACCACUACUCAGUACUCUUUGCAGUGACAUUUCGGGUAUAUAAAUAUAUGGGCUGAAGUGUGCUUUUCAUGGGAGGUGUAGAGGACAAUGAGCCACCCACAAAACGUGUGAAAGUGUUCUCCGGAGAAUCAUCUGAAGGUCCUUCAAACAGGUUGCCCCUUAGAGAACAAGGCAGUUGCUCGUCAAGGCGCUCGAUGGCUCGCGUUUUAGCUUCUCAGGACAAUGAAGAGGUUGUGGGUCAAAAUGGGGUCGUUCGAAAAGUCGAGCUUGUCCGGAUUAUAGCCGAGGCACUAUAUUCUCUCGGCUACUCCAAGUCCGGGGCCCGCCUGGAAGAGGAAUCCGGGAUCCCACUGCACUCAUCUGCAGUGGAGCUGUUCAUGUAUCAAGUGCUCGAGGGCCAAUGGGAUGAAAGUGUCUCCAUGUUGCGCGAGAUGGGCUUGGCCGAUGAGAAGGCUCUUAAGUUAGCGACUUUUCUCAUAUUCGAGAAGAAAUUCUUUGAGCUUCUGGGUGGAGGGAAAACCAUGGAUGCUUUGAGGAUUCUGAGGACUGAGAUAGCCUCACUCGGUGUGAACCACGAGAGGGUGAGGGAGCUUGCCUCGUUUGUUUUGUUCCCGCCAAGAAAUUUAGUUGAUGGAAUUAAAGAUAAGGAGUCACGUAAAGAGCUGCUGGAGAAAUUGCGUGAGAUACUUCCACCAGCAUUGAUGAUCCCGGAGAAUAGGUUAGUGCAUCUUCUUGAACAGGCCCUCGUCUUGCAGAAGGGUGCUUGCAGGUUUCACAAUUCUUCGGUCGGGAAAAUGUCGUUGCUGGCUGAUCACAAGUGUGGAAGGGACCACAUUCCUUCCCAGACAUUGCAGAAAUGCGAUCUGCACCCGUUGACCGAAGUUUUUCUCCUCUCUUUUUUCUGUCUAUGCUUUGGUGAUGCUCAAAUACUAAAAGAACACAAUAAUGAAGUCUGGUUCCUGCAAUUUUCUCACGAUGGGAAAUACUUGGCCUCGUCAUCUGGUGACGGUCUUGUCGUUAUAUGGGAGGUCUCGGCCGAUGGCCAUGUUUUUAUGAAAUACGAAUUUUCCGGCCACGAGAAACCCGUCUCCUAUAUUUCAUGGAGUCCUGAUAAUAAUCAACUUCUCACUUGCGGAUUAGAAGAGACUAUUAAAAUGUGGGACGUGGCCUCGGGAGAGUGCCUGUGUACGUAUCAAAAGAAUGGAGUGGGUAUGGUCUCCUGCGCGUGGGACCCACACUCGAAAACCAUAUUUUCAGGUGCAACUGAUAAGAGCAUCAUCAUGUGGGACCUCGAGGGAAACGAGCUGGAUUGCUGGAAAGGGCAGAGGACUACUAAGAUCUCUGAUUUGGGCGUGAUUAUGGACGGGAAAAUGCUCGUGACGGUUUGUAAAGAAAACGCUAUUUUGCUGUUUGAAUGGGAAACAAAAACCGAGAGAUUUAUCGAGGAGGAUCAUCCAAUAAUUUCCUUUUCGCUGUCGAAAAACAACAAGUUUUUGCUCGUCAGCCUUUUAAAUGAAGAGCUUCACGUCUGGAGUGUCGAUGGGGCCACUGAGCUGGUGGCUAAGUACAGAGGUCACAAACGUGCACGUUUUGUUGUGAGGUCGUGUUUUGGUGGGUUAGAUGAAGCGUUUAUCGCCAGUGGAAGUGAGGACUCGCAGGUUUGUAUAUGGCACAGGCUAUCGGGUGAGCUCAUUCUAAAGUUGGCUGGGCACUCGGGAGCUGUGAACUGUGUUAGCUGGAAUCCGGCUAACCCUCAUAUGCUGGCCUCGGCAAGUGAUGACCGUACGAUACGUAUUUGGGGGUUAAAUCAGGUGGAUAUGAAUUACAACGGGACGAAUAGCAACGGGGUCCACCAUUGCAACGGCGAGCGUCUAUCAGUUGUAAAAGCUCCCCUUUCUCAUCUCGUUCGAACUCGUUUCAUCAGAAAUUGUACUGAGGAGUCCAUUGGGAAAAUGGCUAAUGAGGCCGCCAAGAAGAAGCAGAAGAAACCAAAAUUCAUGCAGGAGAGUGAAAAUGUCUCCGAAGUGAAUCGCAUUCGAUUUGUUCAUAUUCUCGAACAGUUUAGGCAUUCGAAAGAUGAUGUCUACAAAUUUGAAGAGAACCUAAAUAAUCGGGAGCGAGAAGCAGUGCAUACUUUAUGCAGGAAAAUGGGCAUGCAGUCAAAAAGUUAUGGGAAAGGGCAACAACGUCGACUUUUUAUUUAUAAGAACAAAAAGGGAGUACUAUUGAAGGAGAAGGAACGUCUUGCUUCCUUCAGUUUUUCGGAAGAAUCAAGAGCUGCUUUACAGGAUUUGUUUUCUCAGUACCCUCCUAAUGAUUUGGAGAUGGCAGAAAAUAAAUUUGGAGAAAGUAGUGGAAUAAAUGGCAAAGUACAAGCAUUCAAAGAUGAUAUGUUCUGUAAGCCUGCAAUGACUCAAUCUGAAAUUGCAAGCAAGGUGGAAUCCCUUGCUUCCAGAAUAGAGAAAUCCGCAGACUUGAGACAGAUCACAGAGGAGAGGUCCAAACUUCCCAUUGCAUCAUUUAGGGAUUCUAUCACAUCUACUAUGGAAUCUCAUCAGGUGAUGCUCAUAUGUGGUGAAACUGGAUGCGGGAAAACGACCCAGUGGCAGAAAGAAUUGCUUCUGAACGAGAUUAGGCUGGAGAGUAAAGGUGGGAGCCACUCAUCUCUCAUGUUCUGCACCAAUGGAAUUUUGUUGAGGAUUUUAGUUGGGAGAGGAAGUGGCAGAAAGAAGAAGUCAAAAAAAUCAGCAAAUAGCGACUUUGGCAUCACCCACAUAAUUGUGGAUGAAAUUCAUGAAAGGGACCGCUUCUCUGAUAUCAUGCUCACAAUAAUCAGAGACAUGCUUCCGUUGUAUCCCCAGCUGCGUUUGGUACUAAUGAGUGCCACAAUUGAUGCAGAACGAUUUUCGACGUACUUCUGUGGCUGCCCGAUUAUUCGUGUGCCUGGAUUUACCUACCCUGUCAAAUCUUUUUACUUGGAGGAUGUACUAUCCCUGGUCAGAUCAACUGAAACCAAACCCCUUGCAUGCACAAAAAGCAAUAUAAGUGUGGAAACUUCUAUAACUAAUGAAUGCCGAGUUGCGCUCGAUGAGGCCAUCGACUUGGCUCUAUCAAGUGACGAAUUUGAUCCCCUUCUUGAUUUAAUAUCCUCCCAAGGAAAUUCAGAAGUGUUGAAUUAUCAGCAUUCUAAAACUGGAGUGACACCAUUGAUGGUAUUUGCGGGAAAAGGACGGGUUAGUGAUAUUUGCAUGCUUCUCUCUCUCGGGGUGGACUGUAGCAUCAAAUCCAACGCAGGAAACAUGGCUUUAGAUUAUGCCAAACAAGAGAAUCAAGGGGAGGCCGAAGAAUUUAUUAGAAAGUACAUGGAGAAACCGUUGACAAAUUCCGAGGAGGACCAGUACCUAUUAGAUAAAUACUUAUCAAAUGUAGACCCCGAAUUAAUAGAUUGUGUGCUUAUUGAGCAACUUCUCAGGAGAAUCUGUAUUGACUCGAAUGAUGGAGCUAUUCUGGUUUUCCUUCCGGGCUGGGACGAUAUAAAUAGAACACGCGAGAAAUUACAAGCUAGCCCUUUUUUUAAGGAUCCUUCUAGAUUCCUUAUUAUCUCUCUUCAUUCUAGGGUUCCAUUGUCCGAGCAGAAGAAAGUCUUCAAACGGCCCCCAUCCGGCUGCCGAAAAAUUGUGCUUUCCACUAAUAUUGCUGAGACGUCGGUCACCAUUGAGGAUGUUGUUUAUGUCCUGGACAGCGGGCGGAUGAAGGAGAAAAAUUACGACCCGUAUAACAAUGUCUCGACUCUUCAGACUUAUUGGAAUUCAAAAGCGAACAUGAAGCAGAGGGAGGGGCGUGCAGGAAGGUGCCAGCCGGGUAUCUGUUAUCACCUCUUUUCAAAACUUCGGGCGGCUUCACUGCCAGAUUUCCAAGUCCCAGAGAUCAAGAGGAUGCCUCUAGAGGAGCUGUGUCUGCAGGUGAAACUCAUCAACCCAUCUUGCAAAAUAGACGAGUUCCUGCAGAAGACGCUGGACCCACCCGUCCAUGAGACGAUACGCAAUGCAGUUUCCGUCCUCCAAGGCAUCGGCGCCCUCACUCCCGACGACGAGAAGCUCACGGAGCUCGGCGAGCGCCUCGGAGCCCUUCCUGUCCACCCCCUCACCAGCAAGAUGCUCUUCCUCGCCAUCCUCCUCAACUGCCUCGACCCGGCCCUCACCCUCGCCUGCGCCUCCGACUACAAGGACCCCUUCAUCCUACCUAUGCUCCCCGACGAGAAGAAGCGGGCCCAGUCGGCGCGCUCCGAACUCGCCUCCCUUCUCGGCGGUAACGGCGACCAGCUGGCGGUCAUCGCCGCAUUCGACUGCUGGCGGGCCGCCAAGGACAGGGGCGAACAGUCCAGGUUCUGCUCCCGAUACUUUGUCUCGCAAAACACCAUGAGAAUGCUUUCCCAAAUGCGGAAGCAGUUGGAGAGAGAGUUAGUACGGCACGGUUUUAUCCCGGAGGAUGCCUCCCGAUGCAGCCUGAACGCGCGGGACCCGGGAAUACUUCACGCGGUGCUUGUGGCCGGAUUGUACCCGAUGAUUGGGCGGGUGGUCCUUUCUGGGAGGAGGUCGUUAGUGGAGACAGCUGAUGGUAACAGAGUGAGGUUGCACCCGUUCUCGACCAACGCCAGGCUGUCUGUCCGGAAAGGUGGGGCCGAGCCGCCGUUGGUUGUUUUCGACGAGAUAACGCGCGGGGAUGGCGGGAUGUUUAUUCGGGACUGCAGCGUUGUGGGACCGCUACCUAUGCUGUUGCUGGCAUCGGAGAUUGUGGUGGGCCGGUCCGCGGAGGAUGAUAGUGGGGAGGAGAGUGAAUGUGAGGAUGACAGCUGGGAAGAGGAUAGAAUGGACACGACGAGUGUCGAGAAGGGGGAGAGGAUUAUGUCUUUGCCGGGGAAUAGUGUGAAGGUGUUAGUUGACGGGUGGCUGCCUUUGGAGUCAACGGCGCUCGAUGUGGCCCAGAUUUACUGUCUCAGGGAGAGACUUUUGGCUGCAGUUUUCUUUAAAGUAAAGCAUCCAAAGAAGGUUCUCCCAGAACAUCUUGGGGCCUCCUUGUAUGCCAUCGCUUGCAUCUUAUCAUACGACGGGAUGUCUGGGAUCUCACUGCCGAACGAGUCCGUGGACUCUCUUGCUUCCAUGGUUAGUGCCACAGAUAUAAGUGGGUUGGGCCGAGUGAGUACAAAGUCCGCUAAUCAGCCGUCUCAAAAUUAUCUCAAGUCAUUGCUGAACAGUCGAAAUAAAUCGUAUCAACCUCCCGCUCAAUCUUUGGUUCCUAAUGCUAAUAAUAUGCACAUGUAUGGGUCGGCCAUGCAUGGGCCGCCUGCCCCCAAUCGGAACUUUUUCAAGCGACCGCGUGGUGGUGUACGCAGAUGACUUCUCGCGAUGAACCAAAAAAAUUAUAUAAAUUAAAAGGAAAGACAAAAAGGGAAUCAUUGUGAAACUCGAUAAGCAACUUUUACUGAUAAUCAUGCGACAUUCAUUUUCUGUCAACAGUUGAUAUCUUAUUCAAAUUUAAUGUUUGCACUGUUCUUUGUUUGUCCUAGUAUUAAUAUCAUACUAUAGCCAUGGGGCACUAAGGUUUCAACUUUCAUGGUGCAUUGUUAAUUAUUGGACAGCACAUUUGUUUAUCAUUCAGUGAAGCAGAACCUUGUUUUGGUU